Messenger RNA from Calidris pugnax (ruff), 7471 nucleotides. RefSeq names its product FERM and PDZ domain containing 2 (gene FRMPD2). Bases 1 to 6225 code for a protein of 2074 amino acids. Gene Ontology annotation, biological process: protein dephosphorylation. Gene Ontology annotation, cellular component: cytoskeleton. The record is from RefSeq and is a predicted model, not a curated record. NCBI's taxonomy places the organism in Eukaryota, Metazoa, Chordata, Aves, Charadriiformes, Scolopacidae. Gene Ontology annotation, molecular function: protein binding; protein tyrosine phosphatase activity. The transcript is spliced from 44 exons.
AUGAGCAGUUCCUGUGUGACACUGGCCGAGGUCCUCUGGGCAAAAGGAAGCCCUUUGGAGGAAGAAGAAAUAUGGGCACUCUUGUACCUGGCCACAGUGCAGCUUCUGGAGGACCUUCACAAAGGAAUGACACUCUACUGGUCAGCAGACUACCAGGUUCCUCCAAACCAGGCCACAAAUGUCUACAUCAAGAAAAUGGUCCAGUUUGCUCUGGGAAGUGUUGGUGAGGUAGAGCGAGUGGCCGCCGAGGACAGCGCAGCCUCUCAGCUCCACAGGAGCCAUGUGAUAAGAAAAAGGCUGCACGAGAAAAUAUCAGACACCUCGCCGCUCUCCUCCCAGAUGAAUUUUCACCAAGACAAAGGAUCCAGAUUAAUGAAUUACAGUCGGUCAACAGAAGAUUACAGACAACUCUCUGUGGAUUACAGUGACUCUAACAGUAUUUCUGAGACAGGCAUGAGCAGUUCCUGUGUGACACUGGCCGAGGUCCUCUGGGCAAAAGGAAGCCCUUUGGAGGAAGAAGAAAUAUGGGCACUCUUGUACCUGGCCACAGUGCAGCUUCUGGAGGACCUUCACAAAGGAAUGACACUCUACUGGUCAGCAGACUACCAGGUUCCUCCAAACCAGGCCACAAAUGUCUACAUCAAGAAAAUGGUCCAGUUUGCUCUGGGAAGUGUUGGUGAGGUAGAGCGAGUGGCCGCCGAGGACAGCGCAGCCUCUCAGCUCCACAGGAGCCAUGUGAUAAGAAAAAGGCUGCACGAGAAAAUAUCAGACACCUCGCCGCUCUCCUCCCAGAUGAAUUUUCACCAAGACAAAGGAUCCAGAUUAAUGAAUUACAGUCGGUCAACAGAAGAUUACAGACAACUCUCUGUGGAUUACAGUGACUCUAACAGUAUUUCUGAGAGUCCAGAAUUUAUUAUUUUGUCCAGUGAACCACCAGUGACCUUACAGCUGCCUGGAUCCAUUGUGACUAAAAAAGGGAAAUCCUAUUUGUCCCAAAGGGAUCUCAAUGUGAUUCUACUCAACGGGCAGUGCCUUGAGGUGCAAUGUGACAUCAAGUCCAAGGCAAGAGAUGUCUUCAACACCGUGGUGGCGUAUGCAAACUUGGUGGAACAUUUCUACUUUGGCUUGGCUUACCUGAAAGGUAAAGAAUUCUUCUUUUUGGAUGAGGAGACCAAACUCUACAAAGUGGCCCCAGAGGGCUGGAACGACCAACCCAAGAAGAAAACCUCCAUCAUUAAUUUCACACUCUUUCUAAGGAUAAAAUUCUUUGUCAACCACUUUAACGUUAUCCAGCACGGCUUGACGAGGCAUCAGUUUUACCUGCAGCUUCGAAAAGAUAUUUUGGAGGAGCGACUGUACUGCAAUGACGAGACUGCCCUGAAACUCGGCGCCUUGGCGUUACAGGCAGAGCUUGGCAAUUACGCUGCUGAGAUGCAUGGAAAGAGCUAUUUUCGUGUUGAAGACUACAUCCCAGCGAGCCGAAUAGAGAAGAUGACCCUGGCGUACGUACAGCGAGAGCUUGCGAAGUUACAUCGUAUGAAUCGGUCCCUAUUCGAGGAUGAGGCUGAACUGGAAUUCUUAAAGGUGACUCAGCAGCUCCCAGAAUAUGGAGUGUUGUUCUACCGCGUGGGCCAAGAGAAGAAGGGAGCAGGAGGGGACAUCAUCCUGGGAAUCUGUGCCAAAGGCAUCAUUGUGUAUGAGGUGAAAAAUCACACAAGAAUUGCCAGUUUAAGAUUCCAGUGGCGCGAAACAGAGAGAAUUUCAGCUCAUAGAAAAAAAUUCAUGAUUGAAAGCAGCUUCAGUGGCAAGAAACACACCUUCAUCACCGACACAGCAAAGACGUGUAAAUAUCUCCUGGACCUCUGCUCUGCCCAGCACAAAUUCAAUGCCCAGAUGAGCUCUAGGCAACUUCGGCAAACGUCAUCAGAGGAAAGUAAAUUUGUGGAAAUAGACAAAUCGAGUUCCGCGUACGCGGCUCAGCGGGAACACCUGGCCCUCAUCCAGAGACUCUCUCGCUCGGAGAACGUGCUCUACGCAGCCAACCUGGAGAACCUUUCUGCUGGGAUGAUGAGCAAGUCUUGUGACAACCUCAGCGUGGAAACCAACAACAGGACUAGAGAGAAAAGCAAUCUUGGCAGGUCCACAUCAGGGCUAUCCCAGUCGGAAAUGCACAUCAAUUUGAACGGAAAGCAAAGGAGCUAUGACUACCUCUCCAUCCACUCCACUCAGAACACCAUCAGUGCACCUGGAUCACCAGCCAUCCAAAAGGAAGUUUCGCUAAGUGGUCUAGAGAGAGAAAUCAUUUGUGUCAGCCUAAAACGUGACCCCAAGAACGGAUUUGGUUUUGUAAUUAUUGGAGGAGAAAAUGUAGGAAAAUUAGACCUCGGUAUCUUUAUCGCUUCAAUUAUCCCCGGGGGACCUGCAGACAGAGCUGGAAAUAUCAAACCAGGAGGACGGCUCAUCUCUGUGAAUAAUAUUAGUCUCGAGGGCGUUUCAUUUAAUACCGCAGUUAAAAUCAUACAGAAUUCUCCCGACGAAGUGGAGCUCAUCAUCUCUCAACCCAAAGACAUGUAUGAAGAAGGAUUAAAUGAAGAGAAGAAUCUAUCAAGAGGAAACAGCACCAGCGGAUCUGAGAUCUCUUGUGUGGAGAGUGGGAGAAAAAAGAUUCAGGAUUGUCAUACAGCUCUGCCCAAGGAACAGGACAUAAACGUAGAUGAACUGGAGAAGGCUCUUUCCUGGAGUUUAGCACCCGAAUUGGGCCCUAGGAAUCCAGUUCCUUCAGCUGAUAGCCUGGAUGUGGAGGAAGCUGAUUCUUCACACUUGCCAUCUCCAUCGGAAACCAACUCAAAGGAAAUCUACACCGUGGAGCUCGUUAAAGAAGACGGGACUUUUGGAAUCAGUGUGACUGGUGGAAUUAACACUAGUGUGCGCCACGGUGGGAUAUACGUGAAAUCAAUUAUUCCCAGGGGACCAGCAGAUAAGGACGGACAAAUAAAGAUAGGUGAUCGCCUGCUGGAAGUAGAUGGCAUCAGCCUCUGUGGCAUCACCCACAAACAGGCUGUGGAACACCUGAAGAAAUCUGGGCAGGUUGCCAAGCUGGUUCUGGAAAGGGGAAACUACCUACUGGCAGAGCCAUGCCUGGCUGCUAAGGACAGGAAGGAGGACCAAUGUGCAGUGGUUUCUGUGGCAACAUCCUUCACAGAUGGUACCAAGGACUGCUGCUUUCUGACAGAUGAUGAUACAUUUGAAGUCAAAUUGACAAAGAACUCUGGAGGCCUCGGCUUUAGUGUUCUGCAGAUGGAAGGAGAUGCUUGUGAACACUUUGGAGGAGCUAUUGUCAGGAUCAAAAGACUGUUUCCAGGGCAGCCAGCUGAAGAGAACGGCCAAAUUGAGGUCGGAGACAUCAUUUUAGCUGUGAAUGGGAAACCUGUUCAAGGACUCCUAUACCAGGAUGUCCUGCACUUGCUGAGAGGAGCUCCUGCAGAAGUCACACUACUACUUUGCAGACCACCAAAAGGUGUUCUUCCAGAAAUAGAGCUGAGUGCCCUGACUCCAGCACCAUCACCGAUCAAGGAGUUUGUGGCAGAAAUGCCAGGCAGUGCUGAGGUAGGAAACAGUAUGGAUCAGUCUACCAGUGAUGGAGGUAGCACCUCUCCAGACCUCGAAGAGUGCCUGGAUUCUCCAGCAGCAGCAGAUUUCAGUGAGCCUCCCGAGGAGGACAGCUCAGCUUAUGAAGACCAAGAAGCUGAGUUUCAAGAGAAGCCCAUACAGAAACUGACAGCUCCCGGGGAAAGUUUCUACAAGCACCUUUGGAAAUUUCAUCAAGAAGCUUCUGGUUCUGAAGCCUUCCCCUCCCUAGAGGAAGAAGUGAAGCAGAACUGCUACUCACCACAUGAAUUCGGAUGGGCCAAAAGCCUCAUACUUAAUAAGAGUGAUGCUGACCUAUCAAACACAAAAUGUAUGCCUGAAACACUCUCUCUACCCCCUAUUGAUGAAGAGUAUCUCACUGUCAGCUCAACAUCUGUCACCUCACUUUCACGGGGAGGAAGCUCCGAGACGCUCUCCACAACCAUGGUGACCCCACAACCACGUCUCUGUGGUCCCUUCUCAUCGUCCCUGCCUGCUGGGGACACACGUGACAGUGACAAUGAAUGGGAAGACCUGGAGCAACUGGAGGAAGAGAAGGAAGAAAAGGAAGAUUUCACAAGGGAAAUGGAGAUCUUUGUGACUUUGACAAAGUCAGAGAACAACGGUUAUGGAUUCUCUGUAGUUCUUAACAAAGUGGACAACUGCCUGUAUGUUGAUGAAAUCUUGAAUGAGCCUGCCCUGUCUGAUGGAAGACUGAGAAGGGGAGACAGGAUCGUUAUGGUGAACGGAAUUGAUGUCACCUCUUUAUCGUGCAAUGAAGCCCUGACUUUACUGCAAAGCUCUCCUCCUGAUCUGCACCUGGUGGUUGGUCGUGCUGACAGCGAUCCGUGGCCCUCUGUUAGGCCAGAUGAAAUUCCUGAAAUUACUCUCACAAAAGGUGCCAAUGGACAGCUAGGCUUGAAGCUGACAGGAGGAGCUGGAAGCAAGUUGCAAGGUAUUUAUGUGCUAGAAAUAGUGCCUGGCUCUCCUGCCAGCCUGGAAGGCAGUUUGCAGCCACGAGAUCAGAUUGUUUACAUCUGUGGACUGUGGACUGAGGGCAUUAGCCUGGAUGAUGCAGACUUCAUUCUUAACAUUGAGCUGGAAAAAGCUGAAAAUGGAAGCCUGGGAUUUGCCCUGGUGGGUGGAAGGAACGGCAGGGCUAUCCUAAUAAAAGCCAUCAGCCCCGACAGCAUCGCAGAUCUAGAUGGGAGGCUCCAAGUUGGGGACAUUCUACUUAAGGUGAAUGAGACUUUUGUGUCUGGUCUCCCACGCCAAACGGUCAUAGAUUUGCUGCGCAAGGCCCGAGGCACCGUUCAACUCACCGUCUGCCGAAGCCUGGCUUUGCAUUGGGCUUAUUCAGGCAACCAGAGCAACAGCAUCCCUUCCCCCACAGAUACAGAGCUGGUAACUAUAUUCUUGAUGUUUCUCUGUACUGAUUCUUUGUGUUUUUUUCUCAUUUUAAACGUGCAGGAUCUGGAAAGUACACAUAAUUCCCCUCUGCAAGGUCAGAGGGCUGGACAAGACUGUAAGGAUAUCAUCAGUAACAUUUCAGACAGGUCUCAGCCGUGUGUGGGAUGCGAGGGCUGCAGGAGGGAGAGCCAGCAAUCGGAGUCAGGCAGCUGGAACAGCCAGGAGGAGGACAUGCCCCACGGGAUUCCUGCUCUCCCUCGAAGCAGAACCUUUGCUUCUGGAGACGAACUGACCCAGUUAAUUAACUUUAAACCAUCACUGACUGGAGUAGGUGCCAGGACCAGCAUCACAGGGCUCAUUCGAGGCCUUCAGUUGCGGAUGGAGAAUCAAGAGGUGUUAAAGGAGUUUAUGGCUUUAGAACGUGUGAAACCGCUAGAUGACUGCACAACUGGCAAAGCACCAGAAAACCAGGAUAAAAACAGAUACCGAGAUGUUCUUCCAUAUGACGAGACACGAGUUCCCCUGGGAGAACAAAAAGGCUACAUUAACGCCAGUUACGUCAGGAUGGAUGUUGGAGAAGAAGAACAUUUCUAUAUCGUAACCCAAGGGCCUCUGCCAUCCACCACGGCUGACUUCUGGCAAAUGGUCUGGGAGAGUGAAUCGGACGUGAUUGCCAUGAUGACAAAAGAAGUGGAGCUGGGGCAAGUCAAAUGUCACCGAUACUGGCCUGAACCUCCCUGUGACUCUCUGGACCUGGCUAAUUUCCAUCUCAGGCUGGACAAUUAUCAGAUUCUGGAACACUUCAUAAUUAGAACUAUAGAAAUAAUCAACAAGCAGACAGAAGAGAAGCGCGUUCUAUGCCAUUUGCAGUUUCCCUCUUGGCCAGACCAUGAUACUCCCACACUGGCCGAGCAGCUCUUAAAAUUCAUUCACUACAUGAGGAAAGCCCACAGCACAGGACCUGUUGUGGCUCACUGCAGUGCUGGCACUGGAAGAAGUGGAGUUUUGCUGUGUGUUGACGUUCUCCUCAGCUACAUAGAAAAAGAUCUAUGUUUCAACAUCAAGCAGAUAGUGAGAGAUCUGAGAGAUCAGCGUUUUGGCAUGAUCCAAACUAAGGAUGAGUAUUUAUUCUGUUAUGAAGUUGUGCUGGAAGUCCUUCAGAACCUUCAAGCAAUGGAUUCCUACUGACUCUUCCCUGUUGCUGUUUCCCUUGGACUCCAGGGACCACUCAGCAAUUGUUUUAGAGAGACACCAAGCCAGCACAGAGCAGUGUGGCUGUAUGAUGUUGCAUGCUUUGUUAGAUUAUUCGGAUUUCUAAGGCAUUUCCAAACCUUGCUUAACGUGCCCUGGGGAGGUGAUUUAAAUCUUGGCUCCCAGUUUGGAGAAACAGCCAGCCAGUGCUGCAACGCCGCUGUCAAACUGCCAUGGACGAGUACACCUUCUGUGUAAUAACACAGUAAUUGUUAGGAAAAGAUUUUGGGACUGUGACAAGGAGAGAGCAGCCUUUGGAGUUAACUUUACUUUUCAGAGGGCAACUACAAAGGAUUUUGCUAGUGCUGGUGGAAGAUGAGUUGUCCCUCACAUUUUGUUGUGCGCCAUUGGCUUCUGGACCGCAAAUCAGUAUUCUCUACAGAACAGUUAUGGGGUUGUGUGGAAGGACUCCAUUUGUUUACCUUUGGCUGCUUGAAGAAUGUAGAACCCUUUCCACCAUCACUCCAGCUCAGGAAUUUAUACCACCAUCGCUAGACAUCUUAAAUCAAGAAACUCACAGAAAAAUAGGAUGCCUUUCAACCCUGGCUGGUUCUCUUCAAAGCAGGAAGAGCAUUCUAAUAAUUGGAUGGAAGAUGAAUGUUUCCCAGCAAUAUGAACAGCUGUAGAUAGCAUCAGUAUUCUUUCAUGCUGCAUCCAUGUAAAAAGGAAUGCAAAAUUAAGGAAGAUGAAAUGACUGUGUGCAUUUGUGGCAUGUAUAUCCAUUUCAUCUUCUCCUGAUCCUUUCCAGUGAUUAAAUAUCUUGCAAUUCUUAUCUACACACAAAUGUAAUUCUUAUCUCAAUAUUCUUAUCUAUCUUCUGAAACAAUCUACGGGAAGUCUCACUGGUUCCAGAAAGGGCUGAAUCAGAUCUUUAAAUUAGAAUAAAUAACUCUCUGUACAGUUUAUUUCUCUUGUAAAAAGUGUUUCCUCUUAGUGUGAGUUUGAGUGGAUUUGAGCAAAAAUCUGCUGUUCAAGUUUGUAAGAUUGUACUUGUUUCUAUAGUACGACGUCUAAGUCCUUUAUCCAGAAGGUGAUAUAUAUGAAAGUGAAGUUAUUAGGUUGGAAGAGUUAAACAUAGACAAUUAUAACAGCAUUAUUUAACUGAAUUGUACAUAUAUUUAAAGCAUCUUUGAUUUCAGAAAAGGAAAGAAUAUGAAGAGACAUUUGAAUAUAAAGCUACAGU